This is a messenger RNA of Oryzias latipes (Japanese medaka), 2711 nucleotides long. Its product is annotated as sodium/glucose cotransporter 1-like. Gene Ontology annotation, biological process: transmembrane transport; sodium ion transport. Gene Ontology annotation, cellular component: plasma membrane. The record is from RefSeq and is a predicted model, not a curated record. NCBI's taxonomy places the organism in Eukaryota, Metazoa, Chordata, Actinopteri, Beloniformes, Adrianichthyidae. Gene Ontology annotation, molecular function: D-glucose:sodium symporter activity.
UUUUAUAGAUGUGAGGACCAGAUAAAUGCAUUUAGAAGACAACUGCAGAGGAUUUUCAUAUUUUGUUUGUCUUAUUUGUUAAUAAUUAACAGCACUUUUUAGAAUUGAUUACAAACAGAAAGAUAGAAUAUGUAUAAUAGAAAUAUUAAGCUGAUUUUCAAAUAAACUGGUAAAUUUAGAGGCAAUAAAUCCUCUCCAGAAAACUGACACACACGUUACACAUGUUGACCCUCUCACCAUCACCAUACACAAACACGUGCAUGUGCCGGCACACACCCACAAGAUAUAAAGGUAAGUAGUUGUGGGGAAAAUUUAGUCAAUGUCCGACCGCUUCCAGCAGGAUGUCUCGAGAUUAUUUUGGAUUUUCUUUCAUCACAAGAAGUACAAGAAAUGCGAGCAAUGGGAACACGGUGGCCCUCAACAACCCAGCCGACAUUUCUGUUAUUGUAAUCUAUUUUCUGGUUGUCUUGGCUGUGGGAAUAUGGGCGAUGGUACGCACCAAUCGCUCCACCGUGGGUGGCUUUUUCCUCGCAGGAAGGAGUAUGGUGUGGUGGCCGAUUGGAGCAUCACUCUUCGCUAGCAACAUAGGCAGUGGCCACUUUGUAGGGCUUGCAGGUUCGGGUGCAGCUGCAGGAAUAGCCACUGGUGGAUUUGAAUGGAAUGUUCUUAUUGUUAUUGUGUUACUGGGAUGGAUCUUUGUGCCAAUUUACAUCAAAGCUGGGGUGGUUACUAUGCCUGAGUACCUGAAGAAAAGGUUUGGAGGAUCCCGCAUUCGAAUCUAUCUGUCAGUGCUCUCCCUGAUCCUCUACAUCUUCACUAAGAUCUCAACAGACAUGUUUUCUGGAGCCAUUUUCAUCAACCAGGCUCUUGGGCUGAACAUCUACGUUGCAGUUAUUGCGCUUCUACUGAUCACUGCAGUGUACACUGUCACAGGUGGACUUGCUGCAGUGAUAUACACAGACACCUUACAAACCUUCAUCAUGCUAAUAGGGUCUUUCAUUCUUAUGGGCUUUGCUUUCAAUGAGGUGGGAGGUUACGCAAGGUUUGAAGAGCUCUACAUGCAGGCGGUCCCAACAAUCAAAGGGAAUUUUAGCGCUGAGUGUUUUGAGCCACGACCAGACUCCUUCCACCUUUUUAGGGAUCCAGUGACUGGAGACCUGCCGUGGCCAGGCAUGGUCUUUGGACUCACUAUUCAGGCCAUUUGGUAUUUUUGCAAUGACCAGGUGAUUGUUCAGCGUUGCCUCUCUGCCAAGAAUCUCUCUCAUGUAAAAGGUGGUUGUGUCUUGUGUGGCUACUUGAAACUGCUGCCGAUGUUUCUCAUGGUUUUUCCUGGGAUGAUCAGCAGGAUUCUCUAUCCCGAUGUGGUGGCGUGUGUGGACCCAGAAGAAUGUCAAUCAUACUGCGGCUCUAGUGUGGGAUGCAGCAACAUCGCCUAUCCCAAAUUAGUGGUGGAUCUCAUGCCCAAUGGUUUGCGGGGUCUCAUGCUUUCUGUGAUGCUGGCGUCUCUGAUGAGCUCCCUUACCUCCAUCUUCAACAGUGCUAGCACUCUCUUCACAAUGGAUAUGUACACCAAGAUCCGCCCCAGAGCCAAAGAACGGGAGCUCAUGAUUGCUGGCAGAUUGUUUACCUUGGGUUUGAUUGGUGUGAGCAUCGCGUGGAUCCCUGUAGUUCAGACAGCUCAGAGUGGUCAGCUCUUUGACUAUGCUCAGUCCAUUACCAGCUACCUUGCUCCACCAAUUGCAGCCGUCUUCAUCCUCGCCAUCUUCUGUAAACGUGUCAAUGAGCCUGGUGCCUUCUAUGGACUCAUGAUUGGUCUGCCAAUAGGCCUGUCCAGGAUGAUCACUGAGUUUGUGUAUGGAACGGGUAGCUGUGCUAACCCCAGUGAUUGUCCAACAAUUAUUUGCGGCGUGCACUACCUUUACUUCGGCAUCAUCCUGUUUGUGUUGUCGUGUAUCAUCAUCAUUGGUAUAUCCCUAAUGACCAAACCCAUUGAAGACAAACAUCUGCAUCGACUUUGUUGGAGCCUUAGGAACAGCACUGAAGAGAGGGUAGACCUGGAAAAAGAUGACUGGGUUGGUAGGGAGGACAACAGCAUAAAUGAAAAAGAACCUAAAAAAGAACAAGGCUUCUGUAAGAAAGCGCUGCUGUGUUUCUGUGGGCUGGAGGAGAGUGAAGCUCCGAAAUUAAGUCCUGAAGAAGAGGCAGAGCUGAAGAAGCAGCUCACAGACACCACAGAAGCACCUUUGUGGAGGAAGGUGGUGAACACCAAUGCAAUCAUACUUUUAUCUGUGGCUAUGUUUUGCCAUGGUUUUUAUGCUUAGAGAAGCUUUAACUGUCUUUCCAAGUAAUCUGAUUAUGAAGAUUAACAUGUUAACAUAUUAUAAUAUUGACAGAAACAUUUUUUUUCUAUUAUUCAAAUUUUAUAUACGUAGAUAUUACAUGCUAUACUAUUCUGGUCUUGCAUUUUACUUGAGGGAAGAAACCCUCUAAACACUUUAUCAUGUUAGGCUCACAGAAUUAAAAUAAAAAAAACACUAGGAGUAAUAGCCAUGGACUGUUUGUCUGACAUAAAAUCCACAAAAAACACUAAGGAAAAUGUUAAUGUGCAAAUCUGUACUGGUCAUGUUUAACUUUGUUAUACUACUAAAAUGUUUAAAUUUUUGUUCAUAUCUUGCUGUUUCUUUAAUAAAGUUUUGAAGUUUUGUCAUCUA